Molecule: messenger RNA, 806 nt
Organism: Dentiscutata heterogama
Lineage: Eukaryota; Fungi; Glomeromycota; Glomeromycetes; Diversisporales; Gigasporaceae
Source: the annotation of a GenBank genome assembly
UUGAUGUAACAUCUUUGUAUGAGAUAUUGACCAGUUCUAAGGAAAAUUGGGGUUUUUGUCACUUGUGUACUGGUCAAGAAGCAAUUCCAGUGGGUAUGGAGCAUGCCAUUACACGUGAUGAUGUGAUCAUAACUGCUUACCGUUGUCAUGGUUAUACUCUGAUGCGCGGCACAACAGUUCAUCAAGUUCUUGCUGAACUUAUGGGUCGUUCUACUGGCAUUACCUAUGGAAAAGGCGGAUUCAUGCACAUGUUUGCAAAAAGUUUUUAUGGCGGUAAUGGUAUUGUUCUAGUUGGAGCUGGUACUCAAAAAUAUUUAGGUGUAAAAAAUGCUACAUUCAUUAUAUAUGGCGAUGGUGCGGCCAAUCAAGGUCAAGUGUUUGAAGCUUUUAAUAUGGCAAAAUUAUGGGAUUUGCCUGCCAUAUUUGUUUGUGAGAAUAAUUUAUAUGUAUGGGAACUGCUGCCGCAAGGAGUUCUGCAAAUGCGCAAUAUUAUACUCAGAGUCAAUAAAUGGUAUGGAUGUAUUAGCAGUAAAGCAAGCAUGCGCGUGGGCAAAAGAUUGGAAUUUGUAACGUAUCGAUAUGGAGAUCAUUCUAUGUCAGAUCCUGAUCCUGGUACAACUUAUCGUACACGUGAAGAAAUUCAACACAUGAGAAGUACGAAUGAUCCUAUUACUGGUUUGAGAUUAAAAAUUUUGGAAUGCGGAGGAAACCGAUCUAAAGACGCUCGUGCAAUCGUAGACGAGGCAGUAGAAAAAGCAAAGAAUGAUCCACUUCCAAAGGAUUCUGAGCUCUGGACUGAUAUAUAC